Suncus etruscus (white-toothed pygmy shrew) is the source of this 957-nucleotide messenger RNA. RefSeq names its product retinol dehydrogenase 16-like. Lineage: Eukaryota; Metazoa; Chordata; Mammalia; Eulipotyphla; Soricidae. The transcript is spliced from 4 exons. Bases 1 to 957 code for a protein of 318 amino acids. The record is from RefSeq and is a predicted model, not a curated record. Gene Ontology annotation, molecular function: oxidoreductase activity.
AUGUGGCUAUACCUGGUAGCUCUGGUAGCUCUGUACCACAUUGUGCGCUGGUAUCGGGAGAGGCAAAUAGUGGACCAGCUUCAGGAUAAGUAUGUUUUCAUUACAGGCUGUGACAUAGGCUUCGGGAACCUGCUAGCCAGGCAGCUGGAUCUAAAGGGCUUGAGGGUGCUGGCUGCGUGUCUGACUGAGAAGGGGGCCGAGAGACUGAAGGCACAGACUUCAGACAGGCUGGAAACCGUGAUCCUGGAUGUUACCAAGUCAGACAACGUUGCUGCGGUCACCCAAUGGGUGAAGGAUCACAUAGGAGACAAAGGUCUCUGGGGUCUAGUAAACAAUGCUGGCAUUUCAGACCCAUCAGCUCCCAAUGAGUGGUUGUUCAAAGAAGACUUCAUGAAAAUACUGGAUGUGAACCUGUUGGGGUUAAUUGAGGUGACCCUUAGCCUGAUGCCCCUAAUCAGGAAGGCCAAGGGCCGUGUGGUCAACAUCUCCAGUAUUGGGGGCCGGGUGGCCCUUAUAGGUGGUGGUUACUGCAUAUCCAAGUUUGGUCUUGAGGCCUUCUCGGACACACUCAGGAGGGAGCUCUCCUUCUUUGGAGUUAAAGUGAUUGUAGUUCAGCCUGGUUACUUCAAAACCUAUCUGACAGACAUUGAGAACCUUUCUCAGAGCUCCCAGUAUGCUUGGGACCAUGCCAGUGAAGAGAUCAAGGAGGCCUAUGGAAAAAAUUAUCUGGCAAACACCUUGAAAUUGCAAAAAUUGUUAGCACCAUAUUUGUCUCAAGAUCUGUCCUUGGCAACAAACUGCAUGGAACAUGCCCUGACUGCCUGUCAUCCUCGCACCCGAUAUGUCGCUGGCUGGGAUGCCAAAUUGUUCUUCUUCCCCCUGAGCCACUUGCCCACAUGUUUGGCGGAUGCCAUCAUCAAAUUUACUAUCUGUUCAAGGCCUAUCAAGGCCAUUUGA